Molecule: messenger RNA, 3201 nt
Organism: Rangifer tarandus platyrhynchus (Svalbard reindeer)
Lineage: Eukaryota; Metazoa; Chordata; Mammalia; Artiodactyla; Cervidae
Source: the annotation of a GenBank genome assembly
AUGAACAGCAUCAAGAACGUGCCGGCCCGGGUGCUGAACCGCAGGCCUGGCCACAGUCUGGAGGCCGAGCGCGAGCAGUUCGACAAGACCCAGGCCAUCAGCAUCAGCAAAGCCAUCAAUGCCCUGGAGGCCCCCGUGAAGGAGAAGCACGCCCGGCGCAUCAUCCUGGGCACUCACCACGAGAAGGGGGCCUUCACCUUCUGGUCCUACGCCAUUGGGCUCCCGCUGCCUAGCAGCGCCAUCCUCAGCUGGAAGUUCUGCCACGUGCUCCACAAGGUCCUCCGGGACGGGCACCCCAACGUGCUACACGACUGCCAGAGGUACCGGAGCAACAUCCGGGAGAUCGGAGACCUGUGGGGCCAUUUACACGACCGAUACGGGCAGCUGGUGAAUAUCUACACCAAGCUCUUGCUGACCAAGAUCUCCUUUCAUCUCAAGCACCCACAGUUCCCUGCAGGCCUGGAGGUGACCGACGAGGUGCUGGAGAAGGCAGCUGGGACCGACGUUAACAACAUCUUCCAGCUCACCGUGGAGAUGUUCGAUUACAUGGACUGUGAGCUGAAGCUCUCUGAAUCAGUUUUCCGGCAGCUCAACACGGCCAUCGCCGUGUCCCAGAUGUCCUCGGGUCAGUGCCGCCUGGCCCCCCUCAUCCAGGUCAUCCAGGACUGCAGCCACCUCUACCACUACACGGUCAAGCUCAUGUUCAAGCUGCACUCCUGUCUCCCAGCGGACACCCUGCAAGGCCACAGGGACCGGUUCCACGAGCAGUUUCACAGCCUCAGGAACUUCUUCCGCAGAGCCUCGGACAUGCUCUACUUCAAGCGGCUCAUCCAGAUCCCCCGGCUGCCCGAGGGACCCCCCAACUUCCUGCGGGCCUCAGCGCUGGCCGAGCACAUCAAGCCAGUGGUGGUGAUCCCCGAGGAGGCUCCCGAGGACGAGGAACCCGAGAACCUCAUUGAGAUCAGCACGGGCCCCCCCGCGGGGGAGCCAGCGGUGGUGGCGGACCUCUUCGAGCAGACCUUUGGACCCCCCAAUGGCUCCAUGAAGGAUGACAGGGACCUCCAGAUCGAGGCCUUGAAGCGGGAGGUGGAGACACUCCGCAGCGAGCUGGACAAGAUCAAGCUGGAGGCCCAGCGGUUCAUCGCACAGCUGAAGGGCCAGGUGAACGCGUUGGAAGCCGAGCUGGAGGAGCAGCGGAAGCAGAAGCAGAAGGCGCUGGUGGACAACGAGCAGCUCCGCCACGAGCUGGCCCAGCUGCGCGCCGCCCACGCGGAGGGCGAGCGGAACCAGGGGCUGCGCGAGGAGGCCGAGAAGAAGGCCAGCGCUACGGAGGCACGCUACAACAAGCUGAAGGAAAAGCACAGUGAGCUCAUCAACACGCAUGCCGAGCUGCUCAGGAAGAAUGCAGACACGGCCAAGCAGCUGACCGUAACGCAGCAGAGCCAGGAGGAGGUGGCGCGGGUGAAGGAGCAGCUGGCUUUCCAGGUGGAGCAGGUGAAACGGGAGUCAGAAAUGAAGCUGGAGGAGCAGAGUGACCAGCUGGAGAAGCUCAAGAGGGAGCUGGAGGCUAAGGCGGGAGAGCUCGUGCGCGUGCAGGAGGCGCUGAGCCGCUCGGAGCAGAGCGGGUUGGAGCUGAGCUCCAAGCUGGACGUGCUGAGCGCAGAGAGGGAUGAGCUGAGCGGUGUCGUGCGGCAGCGCGACGCUGACCUGCUGGUGGCCCAGAGCCUGGCUCGGGAGAAGGAGGAGGUGCUGAGCCAGGAGCGGCAGCGCGGCUCCCGGGAGAGGGAUGAGCUGCAGGGGCGGCUGGCCGACAAGGAGUCUCAGGAGCAGGGGCUGCAGCAGAGGCUGCUGGACGAGCAGUUCGCGAUGCUCCGGGCUACCGCCACGGAGGCUGAACGCAUCCUGCAGGAUGCGGUGGGCAAGCUGGACGACCCCCUGCACCUGCGCUGCACCAGCUCCCCGGACUACCUGGUGAGCAGGGCCCAGGCCGCCCUUGAUGCAGUAAGCGCCCUGGAGAAGGGCCACGCCCAGUACCUGGCCUCCAGGGCAGACGCCUCCGGCCUCGUGGUAGCCCUGACCCGGUUCUCACACCUGGCUGCGGACACCAUCGUCCACGGCAGCGCCACCUCCCACCUGGCCCCCACUGACCCUGCUGACCGCCUGAUCGACACCUGCAGGGAGUGUGGGGCCCGGGCCCUGGAGCUCGUGGGGCAGCUGCAGGAACAGCAGGCCCUGCUGCAGGCCCAGCCUGGCCUGGUGCGGACUCCCCUGCAGGGCAUCCUCCAGCUGGGCCAGGAGCUGAAGCCCAAGAGCCUGGACGUGCGUCAGGAGGAGCUCGGGGCUAUGGUGGACAAGGAGAUGGCGGCCACGUCUGCGGCCAUCGAGGAUGCGGUGCGGAGGAUCGAGGACAUGAUGAACCAGGCCCGCCAUGCCAGCUCUGGGGUGAAGCUGGAGGUGAACGAGAGGAUCCUCAACUCCUGCACGGACUUGAUGAAGGCCAUCCGGCUCCUGGUGACAACGUCCACCAGCCUGCAGAAGGAGAUUGUGGAGAGUGGCAGGGGGGCAGCCACGCAGCAGGAAUUUUAUGCCAAGAACUCGAGGUGGACCGAAGGCCUGAUCUCUGCCUCCAAGGCGGUGGGCUGGGGAGCCACCCAACUGGUGGAGUCGGCGGACAAGGUGGUGCUGCACACGGGCAAGUACGAGGAGCUCAUCGUCUGCUCCCACGAGAUCGCGGCCAGCACAGCCCAGCUGGUGGCGGCCUCCAAGGUGAAGGCUGACAAGCACAGCCCCCACCUGAGUCGCCUGCAGGAGUGCUCGCGCACCGUCAAUGAGAUGGCUGCCAACGUGGUGGCCUCCACCAAGUCGGGCCAGGAGCAGGUGGAGGACAGAGACACCAUGGACUUCUCCGGCCUCUCCCUCAUCAAGCUGAAGAAGCAGGAGAUGGAAACCCAGGUGCGGGCCCUGGAGCUGGAGAAGACGCUGGAGGUGGAGCGUGUACGGCUCGGGGAGCUGAGGAGGCAGCACUACUUGCUGGCUGGAGCCGUGGGGGCGCCGGGCGAGGAGGAGCCCAGCCCGCCCAGUGCCGCCCCCCGUAGCGCGACCAAGAAGCCGCCCUUGGCUCAGAAGCCUGCCGUGGCCCCGAGGCAGGACCACCAGCUCGACAAGAAGGAUGGCAGCUACGCAGCUCAAGUCGUGAACUGA